GAGAGGAGAGAGAAGCAGAGGGAGGGAAAGAAAGACGAGCGAGAGAGAGAGUCCAGCCCACUCCGCUAAAACCAUUCAACUGGUGAGCGAGGGAAGGCAUUCACCACAGAGAGAGAGAGAACGAGGUGGACUGUGAGCUGAGCUCAACUUUGCAGCUUCCAAACUUCUGAGAGAGAACGUGAGAGAGCGAGCAGAGGAGGAGGAAGGUGAAUCUCAAACACUCUUCUUCUUCAUCCAGGACUCAGUUUUUCUUCACUUUUCUACCAAACUCGACUCUUCUUCGUCUCCUCGGCUGUGUUUGAGCACCCGGCAGCAUCACUGAAUCUCCUGCCGUCAUGUCGCUGUUGCCCUUGCUCAGCUGGACCCUCCUGCUCCUGGUCCAGGUGCAGAGCAGCGUUUCCGCCUCGGACCCGGCGGGGCCCGGGCUCCAGCCGCUUUCCCUGACCGUCCACCCUCACCACCAGCCAGACGCCGACUCCCACUGCCCCUCCUGCGCCCUGGCCAGGAUGCGGAGGAACGAAGGGGUCACAGCGGGGGAUGGCAUGGCGAGGGGGCACGAGCAAGAUGAAGAUGAGGCGGCUCAGCAAGACGUGGUGGAGGCGGUGAAGAGGCACAUCCUCAACAUGCUGCACCUCCAGGCCCGACCCAACAUCACCCGGCCCGUGCCGCGCGCCGCGCUCCUCAACGCCCUGCGCAAGCUCCACGUGGGGCGAGUGGCGGAGGACGGCAGCGUGCAGAUCGAGGGGGAGGAGGAGGUGAGAGGGAGGGGAAGCCGAGGAAGAGGAGGAGGGGCAGCAGCACCAUCGGUGGCGGGAGACGGCGGCGAUGUUCAGGAGACGACGGAGAUCAUCACCUUCGCCGAGCCCGGUGAGGUUCCGGGCACGGUGAACUUCGUCCUCUCCAAAGAAGGCGGCGACCUGUCUCUGGUGGAGCAGGCCAACGUCUGGCUCUUCCUCCGUUUAGCCAAGACCAACCGCAGCCGAGCCAAAGUCACCAUCCGCCUCUUCCAGCAGCACCACCCGUCCGGCGGACGUCCAUCUCUGCCGCAGGACGACACCCUCCUGUCAGAGAAGACGGUGGACACCCGCCGCAGCGGCUGGCACACCUUCCCGGUGUCGGCGGCCGUGCAGGCCCUGCUGCAGAGCGCCACAAGUACGACACUGAGCCUCAGGGUGUCCUGCCCGCUCUGCGCCGACACCGGCGCCACCAUCGUCCUGGUCUCGGGCAGCGCUGAGACAUCGCAGCGCAACAACCAGCGGGAGCAGUCCCACCGGCCCUUCCUCAUGGCCGUGGUCCGGCAGGGAGACGGCAGCGACUCGCAGCGGCGCAGGAAGCGCGGGCUGGAGUGUGAUGGGAAGGUGCGUGUCUGCUGCAAACGGCAGUUCUACGUCGACUUCAAAGAUAUUGGCUGGAACGACUGGAUAAUCGCUCCACGCGGUUAUCACGCCAACUAUUGCGAGGGCGAAUGCCCCUCCCACGUGGCGAGCAUCACCGGGUCCACGCUGUCCUUCCACUCCACUGUCAUCAGCCACUACCGCAUGAGAGGCUACAGCCCCUUCCAGAACGUGAAGUCGUGCUGCGUGCCAACCCGCCUACGAGCCAUGUCCAUGCUGUACUACAACGAGGAGCAGAAGAUCAUCAAGAAGGACGUCCAGAACAUGAUCGUGGAGGAGUGCGGCUGCUCGUAGACGCAGACCUGAGCGGGACAGGAGGAGCACCUCUGAACCCAGAGAGGGAGGAAGCUGACUCUAGGAUCAUCACGUCACUUUUAUUGACUGUGUUUCAUCCUUCGCCUCCUUCCGUCCCUCGAGGUCGCCCUCUGGGAUAAAAACUCUGCUCCAGACUCGUCCAGCAGAACUCAGAGAGUCUCCACGGCACUUUCAGAAAAAGAGAAGAAAAAAAGCUCUAAUAUAUUUUUGUUACAAACGGAGGAGCGAAGCUUAUUUAUGUGGCUGAGACGUUCAGGCACCGCUGAACCGACUUCGGAGAGACGAGGUGCCUGAAAAAAAUGCGACAAAAGAAGAAAAAAAUCUCAAAACUAUGCAACUUGUUUCACGUUUUCAGACCUUAUUGUAUUUUAUUUGUCUCCGUUUGUCGGCUCCCCAAAUGUUUACUUUCUCAAAAUGUUGGAGGAAGACAGAAGAAGACUCUUGUACUUUAUUUAGAAGUGUGUGUGUGUGUGUGUGUGUGUGUGUGUGUGUGUGUGUGUGUGUGUGUGUGUGUGUGUGUGUGUGUUGAGAGAUACUUGAAAGAAACAAGUUGGCUCGGCUGCUGGAACCAAACACUUCUUUAUGUUAUAAUUAUUAUUGUCAGUAAGUAUAUUAAUAUUAUUAUUGUUGUUAAUAAUAUAUUGUGUUAUCAUGUCUCUUUUUUAAAAGAAGCGUUUCAAACGUGUUUAUUUUUUGCACUAUAGCGACACUCGUGUUCAGAUUAGCCACAGACAGAGAGGACAGACCGGAGGGAGGUCACAGGUUUGAGCCCCACUAGUCUUGACAGAAUACUUGAGCGUGUCAUCAGUUGUGUCACUUCCUGGUUGCUGAGGCUUGAAGCUGGCGUCUAACGCUCACUGCCAGAGAAUCCUGAUUUUGCCAAAAGCAGGUGGCUGACUCGCGUUAGAAUGUACCUUUGAUUUCAGGAUGUGGGUCUUGAUGCUGUUUCACAAUAAAAGUCUAGCAGGAAAGCUGCAUCCCCUUCUGUUUGUUUCUGUCACUGCUUCUCAGUGAGCUGCUGCCCACGCCCAGCUCUCUGUACUCACAGCAUGAUCUGCUAGAGGGUGUGGGGGGGCCACAGCCCCGUCCUCCAGGGCAUGAAGCAGGUAUGGAGGAGAUCAAAA
Molecule: messenger RNA, 2833 nt
Organism: Maylandia zebra (zebra mbuna)
Lineage: Eukaryota; Metazoa; Chordata; Actinopteri; Cichliformes; Cichlidae
Gene: inhbaa
Product: inhibin subunit beta Aa
Cellular component (GO): extracellular region
Molecular function (GO): growth factor activity; cytokine activity
Source: RefSeq, a predicted model, not a curated record